This is a messenger RNA of Platichthys flesus (European flounder), 5067 nucleotides long. RefSeq names its product plakophilin-3-like. The transcript is spliced from 13 exons. The coding region runs from base 146 to 2473 and encodes 775 amino acids. Gene Ontology annotation, biological process: cell-cell junction assembly; cell-cell adhesion. The record is from RefSeq and is a predicted model, not a curated record. Lineage: Eukaryota; Metazoa; Chordata; Actinopteri; Pleuronectiformes; Pleuronectidae. Gene Ontology annotation, molecular function: cadherin binding. Gene Ontology annotation, cellular component: nucleus; adherens junction; cytoplasm.
CAGACUGCGGGGCUGCUGCCAUUUCACAGCGGACACACACACACACACACACACACACACAUCAGAGCCUGUUGCUGGACGAACGUCUCCCGCAGCAGAACCUUAUUUUCCUUUCUCUCCUGGGUACAGAAGUUUACUUGUGAGGAUGAGUGUCGCGGUGGCGGAGGGCUGCUUUAUGUCCGCCCUUCAGCCCAACUCCUCCUGCACCGCUUACAUGAUUCCCUCGGACGGUCCGUGUCCGGACCCGGUGGCUAAAGCUCGGAGGGUCCAGGAGCAGGUCCGGAUGAGACUGGCCGAGAAGAGGUCCUCCUCCAUGACCAGACUGGACGACUCCCUGACCGCAUCAACAGAUUACAGCUUUCCUGAAACAAAGAGCUUAGCACAGACCCUUGGUUUCAGUUCCAGAUCCAUGAUACACACGCCCAGCCGCAUCAUGGCCGUUCCCACAGGUCCCCUUCCCUCCUCUGGCUUCUCUUCUCGCUCUGCUGUGGAGACGAGUUCCAGGUUGAGCAGCAGAGGAAGCAGCAUGGUACAGAGCAACUUCCAGACUGUGCAGGCACACAACAGAAGCAGGCGGUCCAAGUCAAUGUGUCAGGCUGACCAGGAGAGGUUACCUCUUACUGUGGUGGUUCCUCCAGAGACUGCCUUUUUGCCAGUCUCCGUGGAUCCCCCACACAGCCGAAGCCUCAUUCGGAUAUUAGCCCAAGAAAGACGCAACUGGCCGGAGGAGCCGCAGCAUCAGUCCUCCUACAAAGGCCCCUCCCAUCGCACCAUCAGCCGCAUCACUAACCGGCAGCAGCACAACCAGCAACAGGGCUAUGCCUUUGAGAGGGAGGGCUGGUUGGGGACUGGCAGGGGAGUCCCCAUGGCAGGGGACGGCUGGGGAACACAGUGGCAGCAGCAUGUGUCCCGGACCAACCAUGUGACGGGUGCAGGGCAGUACCAAGCCCCCCUGAAACGGACUGCCUCGGUCCGCAGUGUGAGGAGCGUUGGGAAAGGAGUGGAUGUCUUGGAUGGAGUAUCAAUACACAGCAACGACCCCCUGGCAGAGAUACAGAGUCUGGACAUGGCAACUGCUGUCAGAUAUCUGUCUGAAUCAGACACGGCCCUGCAAAUUCUGGGAGCUGCAUACAUACAGCACCAGUGCUACCAUAGCAACGAUGCAAAGAACCAGGUGCGUGCGCUUUAUGGCAUUCCAGCUCUGGUUCAGCUUUUCACCAGCGACAACCAGGAAGUGCAGCGUUACACCACGGGCGCCACGCGGAACCUCAUCUACGAGAACUCUGACAACAAGGUGGCCCUGAUAGAUGCCGGGGGUUUGACCCAUCUCGUCAGCAUCCUUCGCCAACCUGACGAGGAGCUUCAAAAGAUCAUCACAGGCGUCCUGUGGAAUCUGUCCUCCAGAGACAACCUGAAGCAAAAGCUGUCCAAAGAAGCUUUAUCAGAGCUGACAGAUACAGUGCUGAUUCCUCUGUGCAGCAGUCUUCCACUGAGUCCAUCUGAGAGAGAAAUCUUCUACAACACCACCGGCUGCCUCAGGAACUUGAGCUCAGUGAAUGAGAGGACAAGACAGAAGAUGAGAGACAUGCGAGGUCUGGUGGACUCUCUGGUGUCCUACAUAACACAAGAGGACAUGACUGAGGACAAGGGUUUGGAGAAUUCCCUGUGUGUGAUGAGGAAUCUGUCCUACCAGCUGUACACGGAGCUUCCUUCAUCAGUGCGACUCCGCCUGGAGGGCCAAUCGAGAGCUUCUGCCUCCCAACACAUUGACACCAUUGGUUGCUUUACUAUGUACAACAAAAAAAACUCACAGCGUAACCAGAACCUGACCAUACUGUCGGAGGUGUCCCGACAACCUAAAGGUUCUGAGUGGCUGUGGCACCCAAAGGUGGUGGAGAUGUACAAGAGUGUUCUACAAAACAGGGACAUCAGCUCCACCAGCCGUGAGGCUGCCAUAGGAGCCCUGCAAAAUAUCACCACAGGAGAGGCCUGGUGGUCAUCAGUGCUGAGUGGUGUGGUGAUGGAGCAGGAGAGGAUGUUGCCCAUCCUGCUGGAUCUGUUAGACACCAACAGUGAGAUGGAGCUGAGACCUUUGACUGGCCUGCUGAAAAAUCUGGCCGGACACUCAGCGAACAAAGACCACAUGGCUAAGAACAUGGUGAAUGCUCUUGUGUCCAAGCUGCCAUGUGAUGGUCUACAGAAAACCCUGUCCAGCGAGGUAGUGUCCAAUUUGUGUGCAGCACUCAAUCACCUGGUCACCUGCAGUACUAUAGCAGCACGAGACAUCUCCUACUUCAAUGGCCUUCCCAAACUGGUGGGCAUUAAGACCUUACAUGAUAACAGCCCUGGGAGUAUUAAAACUGCCAAAGCGGCCUCAACUGUGCUCUACAAUAUGUUCCAGUACAACAAGCUGCACAAAGACUACAAACAGAAAGGAUUUACCAGACAGGACUUCACAGAUGCCACCAUCUAGAUUGUCACAUGUAACAUGCUUCUUUCUGAGCUUUUGACCUCUGGAUCACAGCUGCUGAGAGGAAAAGAAGAGAAACGGCUUCAAUGAGUUGUUCAUGGAACUGUGACUGACUUACAGGAAAAGAAAAAAGAACAGCAGCCAAUGGAAGAAUGGACUUUAGGUUUGCCCUCAUUUACGUGGUUCGCCCCCCAAAUAUAUCUCUGUGUGUGUUAGGGUUUGACUGGGUUUUGACACUGACUCCAUUUGUUUUGGAUUGGUGGUGCUGAUUGCUGACAUGACAGUUUUAAAAACAUUCAUAAUAAAAUAGAUUUUCACUCAGAGAAAAUGCCAGGUGCAAAACAAACACCCCAAACCAGAAAUUAUAUACAUGGACAUUUAUUUUUGUAUCAUUAAGAGUAAUUGCAUAAACGUUUGGAUCGAAAUGUUCAAAAGGUUUCUAAGAUUGACAAGGGAAUGUAAAUUGUUUUUGACACUGUGUCAAAGAAAUAUUUGAAGUUAGCAUGCUAACCAGAUAGCCUUUGCUCAUCCUGUAACUGUCUCCCUAAUACCACUUCAUACCUCUAGAGGUAACAGUGAAGGGAUUUUCUUUUUAAAUCAAUUUAUUUGUAUGUGUAUAAUUAAGCACUGCAUCACUAGCAUAAACAGAAAACAGAAAAUAUAUUUAGAGAACAGUAACAGUGUAUGCAGUGUGUUGUCAACAUGUGGAUGUUAGAUUCAAAUAAUUAUCCUGGAUCAACUAUAUCAGUACAUUUUCAAAGAGGGCUCAGCAUGUCACUGAGUGAAUCAGGAGCUUUUUACAGUGGAGCUCUCCUCAUCAGUGUCCAAGAACAUUUAUCAGCUGGGCUGUGAUUUACAGUUACUUUCUUGUUAAAAUAACUUUAGAGAUGAACAGAAACUAUCAUAAACUGAUGGAAACGGUGAGCUGCUGAGAAAGUGCCCUUAUGUACAGUGAUUGUACUGUAUAGACUACUUUUAUACUGACCUGAAUAUCAGAGUUUGGUUUAGCAGCAGACUGAACACACUUCUGAAUUCACUGAACCUUUGUGUGAUGGGUUAUCUUGCUGUUGUACACACUGCAGGAGUCAUUAGGGAAAACGUGAACUUCUUGUGACUGACAUAAUUUCCACCCCUACAUCUCAGCUGUAGUUAGCCUUAGUGAGCUAAUCUUACCUCACCAACAAGCUUAGAUCAUUUACAUAAACAUUUGAUAAAUAGCAGAAUGUUAUCAUUGUCACUGGGAGCAUGUUUGCAUGCUGGUAUUAUCAUUUAGCUCAAGGCACCCAAUUUAACUCACCAUUGGUGUGUGGUGCAUUAUACGGAUAGACGAGCAGAACUGGAAAACAUACUACACUACCAACUACCCCCUUGCACACUGAUGCUGCACCUUGUUAAGCCUUAUGAGGCAAAUUGUGAUUUAUGAAUAUUGGCUAUACAAGAUUUGACUCAUUGGUUGAUUGAUUGAUUGAAACAUCCCAGGAUUAUUCACAAUGUGCAAAUGCAGCUUGACAAGCGUCAGCCUUCAGUCAAGAGACACUUCCACGAAAAUGAAAGAAUUGUAAGAUGCAAUUUCGGAGACGGCAGCCUAAGAGGGUAGUAUGUACAGAAUGCUGCUCUGAGAUGGAAGGCCUGCACUUCAGUGUCACUCUAAUCGGUGUCUACCUUUAGCUUCAACCUCUUUAGCACUUGCCUUACUAGUACCUUUAGCACAUCAGAUAUCAUGGCCGUUGGUCGUUACUAUUAUAACUAUCUAUUCUAGCCAGUAGGACAGAGAGUGAUGGGUGAACAAAGUCACAGCAGGGAUGAGAGAAGGGCUGGUGGAGAAUUCAAAGAGCAAACAAGGGGAUUUCUGUGGAAGGAGUGUUGGAGGGUGUGGACGAUACUGCAUCCCUGAAAAAGCCUUACAACUAGCAGAGAGGAAGGGCGGGCCCAGGCUGACGGAGGGAGUGAAAAACCUGGAUCUCCAGUGGGAUAAAGGGAAGAGAUGGACUUGAACACAAUGAUCACCAAACACGAGUGAAUGUUAGAGUGUCAUUAUACUGCUGAUAGUUGUUCUCGUGAAUUUCUUACAUCCAUUCUCUUCCCCUCCGACUUCGGGUGUAAAGCAUGUCAAGCAAGUAGAUGUGGAUAGUAAAGUAGAACAGGGUUGUUUGGUGUGAAUAUGCAACAUGUUUCGAUUUCCUCUACUGUCGCUUUUUUAAUUGUAUCUAUUGUCUGUCUGUAAUUUUGUUAUCUACAUAUGCCGCCUUGUUUACUGGUCAUAUGCUUUUAUUAGUCUCUACGCUAAUUUACCAGCUGUCUUAUUGGAGAAAGUAACCUUUUAGAGUUUGAAUAUUCACUUCAGUUUUUCCAAACAAUGACUUUCAUGCAAAUUUGCUCCAGUUUAUUUGUAGAUGUGAGAAUCAUCCCUUGCCUGUUGAGAGCAGAGGUUAUCUCAACAAGCCCUUUGGGGUUUUACAUCUGGCUUUAUUGUCUGUAGUAUUUCCUUUUGGAUCAUAAAAUUUAGGCUCAGAGUUGAAAUAUUGUUGUUGCUGCCAAUUUGUCUGAAGGAAAAGCUGAAUGCAUAAUAAAUAAAUGUUGGUUAGACAGUUUAAAAA